Molecule: messenger RNA, 564 nt
Organism: Trichophyton benhamiae CBS 112371
Lineage: Eukaryota; Fungi; Ascomycota; Eurotiomycetes; Onygenales; Arthrodermataceae
Exons: 3
Coding region: 1-564 (187 amino acids)
Source: RefSeq, a predicted model, not a curated record
AUGGCGGAGAUGGCGAUGGAGAAGAGUAUAGAGGAUGGCAACUAUAGAGCAGUGAUGGACAGGGCAUCCGCUCACCCAGUCCCCAAUCAGCCGUUCGCCUGCUGCCAGCUGCCAGCUUCGAGCUGCCCCAACCGGCUCCAUAAUAAGCAGUCAAUUUUCAGGGCUCGCCGGUCUCCGGCUGCCCGACUGACGGAGCCCCUGGGAGGUUUCAGCUUGCCUGCCAGAAGAAAGAAAGCCAUGACGGGAGCGCAGGCCGGAAUCCAGCAGCACGCAGCCACUGCCAGCCCGUCCUAUAAGUCCAUCGCCUCGUCUCUAUCUGUCUCUCUCCUGUCUCUUCUAUCUGUCUAUCUCUAUCUAAUGCCAUCUUCUUCAUCUUCGUCGCCGUCGUCGUUUGAUAUCAGCUUCUUUUCGUCUGAUCUCGAGCAGCCAAAGGAGAAACAAGCAACAUCUUCGUUCUUCUUCUUCUUCUUCCUGCUCACCAACAGACGUCGAUCUCUCGACCUCGACCGCGCUGCUGAUAUACCGGAGCAGGCCUCUGUCCCGGUCGAGCACUCCCAGAUCUAG